GCAGCUUGUGCUUCCUGCCUUUGCUGAGGGAGGGGACGGUGCUGACGGCUGGGAGGACGAAAGGGGUGAUAAGAAAGCUUUUAGGAAGAUAUACAAGAGUGGGGAACUGCCCGGGUUUCCACCGUCCGUCGGGAAAAAAACACCCUAAUUUGCUGUAGCUGCUGAAUUUGUCACCGAAUCGGCGCAGAAAAUGUCGACCAGUCGUCAGUUUAGCGAGAGCAGGGCCAUCCCGACCAGGACGGUGUUGAUCAACGACACAACGCAGCUACCUCAUGACUAUUGUACCACCCCUGGAGGCACUUUAUUCUCUACCACUCCUGGAGGAACCCGGAUCAUCUAUGACCGCAAGUUCCUGCUUGACAGGCGUAAUUCUCCUAUUGCCCAGACUCCCCCAGCUCACCUGCCUGUCAUCCCUGGAGUGACAAGCCAAAAUGUCCUGAGAGAGAACAAGAAGAAUGAAGCCAACAACCACAUCAACAAACAUGGUGGCAAGCCCAUAACCGAUGAUGCUCAGUUUGAAAUGGACAUCUAACAGAAUGGAACAACACCAGCAAAAGCAAAUGACCUGGCAUCACACGUGCCAGUGGCUUGGCUUGUAGAAACCAAUGUUGUGAGCCCUCAUGACAGCCAUCUUCUUUAGCUCUCUGUCUUGCUGCUGGAUGUAAUGUGUGUAAACCAUGGGGAUUCAGUGUAUCAUACAUACAGGUACAGUGUGGCCAACUCUGGAAACUGUUUAUUUGUAUAGAUAUUCCAUGGUUACCAGUUGCUGUACAAACAUUGAGGGAGCGGGUCUGAAUAUUAUGUGCUCACAUUGUCCAAUUAGUAGACUGCAGUGCUCAUCCUCCAGUGUUCUGUGAGUCCGGAUCUUUAACAGAGCACUCUGAAACUGACAAUAUUCCAAGUUCAUUAGGGGAGGAAGUGGUAAUUAUUUAGUACUGGCCUUAGAAUCAGUCAAAAGCUUUGAUAUUCAUCACAGUCUUUGGUUUUGAAGACUCUUGUAAGCAUGCUAUUUUAAGUGAUUUUUAUUUCUUUUUGGUUUUUGGAACUACUUGAAAAGCUCCACAAUCUAUCGUUUUUUUUUGGUCUGUUCAGUUUUCUGUGACGGUAUGCAAAGGGACGCUGUAUUGUCCUUUUUUAUUUUGCAAUUAGGUGAAGAUUUCAUGGCAUUCCAAGACUUAAGUUUCCAUUUCCAUCUUUAAAAAAAAAAAAAAAAACGAUUUUUAGGCCAUGAUUUAAUUGUUUUGUAAACAUUAAAUGAUUGUAUUUCCCACUAUCACGUAAAGCUAAUUAUGAAUCUGACAAUUGAAAACAAGCUUUUCAUUCAGAAUUAAAUUUCAGUACAUUAUAACAAUAUCAAGCCACACUAGUCAUCACUAUCGUGACCUUGCUAUACAUGUUAUUUACACAUUUCCUGCUGAGGAAAAAUACAUUUUUUUUCUCCAGAGUUAAUCUCACUUUGAUCUAACUGGUUUGUUUUGUUGGCAAGAGAUUUGGGUUUAUAAUUUGAUAAAUCUAAGAAGGGAGAUAGUACUUGGCAACAUUUGUUUUUUAAAUACCUGGACCAGAUAGACAGGUUAAUGUGGAAAUGGUUAAUAUCCCAAUGGUCAUUUUUGGGUGAAAUACAAGAUGAUUUUUGAAAAACUUCAAAUUACCCAAAUGUUUUAUAUGCAUUAAAUUUUUUAGUACAAUUCCUUAGUAAUGAGGGUAUUUAUUUGGGUAUCAGGACUGUCAAGUGUUUGGAAGUGUCAAGAACCACAGAAGAAGAAUUGUUUGCUUCAGGAUUGAUAGAUGCUGUCCCUUAAUCUACAAAUCCCUGUGUCCUUAAUCCAUUACUUUUAUUCUUUUCAUGGUUCAUGUCUCUCCAUGCCUUAUUUUAAAUCAAAUGCAGUAACUACAACUAGGUUCCUAGUCAUCAAUUUGUACUUUCCAACAGAUGUUUAUUUUUUCACUGUAACUAACAUUAGGAAAUGUUGUACUUGGCAAUUGAGCAAAACAAAUACUUUUUAUGUUUUUUAAUAUUACUUUCCUUCAAGCAGCUGUAAAGCUUGAAAGUGUGAUGCCGCACAUUUCAUUUUGGGAUUCUGAAGUUCAGAUGGCGAUGUGAUUAAAAGAAUGCCUCGUGCUCAUUUAGUCCCUAUAUGAUUUAUCUGUUUUUUUUACACCCCGCUCAUAGUCCUGUCUGCUAAUCUGUCCAAGUAGCAGCUCUUAAUUUAAUCACCAUGACGUUUCCAUUUUUCAUUCAAAAUUAAUUCACACCACAAGUUUGUUUCUCUGUAUGACUGGAACCACUGAAUGGCUGAAAUGAUGUCUAUCAAAGGUUUUCUUUUUGUUCAUUUUGGUUUUAUCAUUAAUUCUGGCCGUGUUUGGUGACAAGUACAUGGAGGGGUUGUUGAAACACAAUUUGCAUUGCACAUUUUUGGCAAUAAAGGUUUCUAAUACUGCA
Etheostoma spectabile (orangethroat darter) is the source of this 2443-nucleotide messenger RNA. RefSeq names its product eukaryotic translation initiation factor 4E binding protein 2 (gene eif4ebp2). The coding region runs from base 191 to 532 and encodes 113 amino acids. The transcript is spliced from 3 exons. Gene Ontology annotation, molecular function: eukaryotic initiation factor 4E binding. Lineage: Eukaryota; Metazoa; Chordata; Actinopteri; Perciformes; Percidae. The record is from RefSeq and is a predicted model, not a curated record. Gene Ontology annotation, biological process: negative regulation of translational initiation. Gene Ontology annotation, cellular component: cytoplasm.